Messenger RNA from Fusarium odoratissimum NRRL 54006, 4125 nucleotides. RefSeq lists its product as uncharacterized. The record is from RefSeq and is a predicted model, not a curated record. Lineage: Eukaryota; Fungi; Ascomycota; Sordariomycetes; Hypocreales; Nectriaceae. Bases 508 to 3081 code for a protein of 857 amino acids. The transcript has 5 exons. Gene Ontology annotation, molecular function: phosphorelay sensor kinase activity; histidine phosphotransfer kinase activity. Gene Ontology annotation, biological process: protein autophosphorylation; phosphorelay signal transduction system.
CGCUUUUCCUCAACAACCAUUCAAUCAUCUCCCCAUCCCCAUUGUAAUCCAUUUCCAAUCGAAACCACUGGGGUUGUCUCCAUUCCCGUUGAUGAAUCAUGGUCAAGGCAGAACCAAUCGCCUCUGAAGGCCCUCGUGAGUGGGAGAUGCUCAAGUACAUACCAAACUGCUGCUUUUGUCCGCUGUCUGCUUGGGUUAACUUUGGUUCCCAGACACGAUGGGUAGACUGGCUCCUGUAGACAAGCGCUGACGUCCCAACACAGAUAUGCCUCUUCCUUCACCACGAGCACGAUCACUGGAGAUGCUCCUUGUUUCGACGCCAUCUUGAAUGCUCUCUCACAGCUGGCCGCAUUCCGUCUCCAGGCUCGCCGCGCCAUCAUCUCAUUCUUUGACCGCAAGUAUCAGCACAUUGUCGCUGAGGCCACUCAGUCCUCUCCCAUUGGCCCCUGCCCAGACCGCAUCAGGGACCGGCUCUGGCCCUCUGGGAUUCACCCUCGUGGCGAUAACAUGUGCGAGCAUGUCCUUCAGUUCCGGAGCACGAAACCUGCCUCUUUGGAUCACGAUGUGGGACUGGAGGUCUUGGUCAUUCCUGACCUUGCCGAAGAUGCCCACUCACCCAGUGGCUCAUGUGUCCAAGGGCUUCCUCAUCAUCGAUUCUAUUGCGGUAUACCUAUCCAAACCCCCAGAGGAUUCAACAUCGGUGUUUUGAGCGUUUUCGAUGACAGUCCCAGGCCUAGUGGUCUAGAUCAGGCUUCCAUCCAGCUCCUGAGGGAUCUCUCCAAGACCAUCAUGUCCUAUCUAGAGACGCGUCGCGCCACAGAAAAUUUCAUUCGCAGUGAGCGCAUGGUGAAUGGCCUUAGCCACCUGAUCCGUGGCAAUGACAAUGCUGCCAACGACGUUCCUAGCUCUAGACAGUGCGACAGCCGGACUCGGAGGUUUCAGCAAAACGACCCAUCUAGCAACCAUGUCUCUGGCAGUCACAUGAUGAAGACCAGCGCAAGCUUACAGGAUAGCCCCGAGUGCUCCAAUGGGGCUACAAAUAAACUUCCCUCACCUUUCACCAAGCCAGCAGCUCUGGCUUCACUCAGUCCAGCCACCCAUCUUCAGACCGACACAUCGCAUUUUGUUGACCCCCAGAAAGUUGAGUUUGCAAGCAUGCUUAGCAAGGCCGCGGAUAUCGUCUGUAAUUCACUGAAAGUUGACGGCGCACUCUUUCUCGAUGCAGGUGUCAACUCCAUUGGGGCUCCCAUGGAACAUGAGAAUAAGUCGUUACACUCUGUGAACGAUUCCGCAUCGAGCAGCGAGGACAGCUCGGCGGACCACGUCAGCGAUCCCCAGAACAAGAGGCCUUGUACCAUACUCGCCCUCUCCACCAUUGAUCAGGCUAUACUGGACCUAGUCCAACCAGGGUUGCAAAUAUCGCUCAAUCAGAAGACCCUUAAAAGACUAAUUUCCCGCUAUCCAAAUGGAAAAGUUUUCAGUUUCGAGGAGUCGGGCUCGUUGUACUCAGGGGAAUCAUCAUCCGGAGAGGAGACAGACCCUCGUCUUCCCGAUACCCGAACUGCAAAGACGGCCGCAGAUAACAAAUCCACCUCCUCACGUAAGGAUGAAGCCAGGCCCGUUGCCGAGCUAUUUGCCGGGGCGAGGAGUGUUGCAUUAGUCCCCCUAUGGGAUCCCUCCCGAAACCGAUUCUACGCUUGCGGCCUCGUCUGGAGCAAGACAGCCGCUCGCAUUCUCACACCAGAAGCAGACCUGCCGUACCUGAAAGCCCUUGGGAUUGUCACCAUGGCUGAGAUCAACCGGAUCGACAUGACACUCGCCAACAAGGCCAAGGCGGAUCUGCUAGGCACGUUAAGCCACGAGCUCCGUUCGCCGCUCCAUGGAAUCUUAGCCGGUGCGGAGCUUUUGGCCGGUACUUCACUCGACCUGUUCCAGCAAGAAGUUGUACACGCGUUGGAAAUAUCCGGCAAGACACUGCUUGACACCAUCGAUCACCUAUUGAUAUUCAGUAAAGUGAACACUCUCUCGCGAGUGUUCAAGUCGCAAAAGGAGCACAGGAGACACCGUAGCCCUUUCGGAUCCGGUAAACACGAUGAGGAGAGCAGAGCAAAUACUAGGCCCGAGAUGCAGUCUCUGUGCUCAGAUGUUGCAUUGGACAGACUCGCCGAAGAAGUUAUCGAAACCGUCACCAUCGGCCACAGUUUCCACUACGCAGUCAUGCCACAAGGGCCAAGAUGGCUCACGCCAGAUGCGGAUCUGGUCGGCAAGGUACAAAUCACAGUUGAUAUAGAUCAUCGCAAGCCGUGGCUGUUUCGUACUGCACCUGGUGCUAUCCGCCGAAUUCUCAUGAACAUCCUCGGCAACGCCCUGAAGUACACGUCCCAAGGCCACGUGAAAAUCAGCCUUAAGCAGGAAAAGGGCACCUUACACAAAGGGCCGCGAAAGUCAACCACCGUAGUCCUUACCGUUUCGGACACGGGCAAGGGCAUUGGCGAUGAUUUUCUGCACAACAAACUCUUCGUUCCAUUCUCCCAGGAAGAUUCGCUUACUGUGGGCACCGGUUUAGGGCUCAGCAUUGUGAAGCAGAUUGUCACAUCACUCGACGGCUCCAUUGGCGUUCGAAGCCAUGUCGGCAAGGGCACGACCGUGUCAGUCUCCUUGCCACUAGCUUACGCCGACCCUGGAACUGACAACAUGGGUAAGACAGAGCGGGAAGAAGAGCCAUUGGGUUUCGAUGGCAACAUUCUUGACUCUAUCCGGGUGGCAGCUGUGGGGUUCACCCGCGUCCCGUGUGCUGCUGCCGAGGUCAACAGCGCGGCACAACUCCCACUGGAAAGUCUGCCUCUGAAGUGGUUCAAUAUCAACCUCUGGGAAGCUGAGAAGGAUGAUCCUACCGCCCCUGGCCCCGAUAUCAUCAUUUAUAGUGAGGCUGCCUUUAGCAAACUUGAUGAGAAUUCCAUCAACGGCCACCUCCUACCUGGGGUCGUGAUAUGUCACAACGCCGGAACUACUGUAAAGCUAGAUACGCUGUACAGGGAGUCUGGCACAAAAUCUGUAUUCGAGUUCAUUCACCAGCCGUGAGUCGAGCCGCGAUCAUCAUCUAAUCAUCUACUCACCGACUGAUAGGAAUACACCCCGAAAGUUCGGCAGGAUCCUGGGCUAUGCUCUCAAUCGCUGGAAGCAGCUGCAAACAACACAUACUCUGAGUAGCACAGAGGGUUCUGGCAACAAUACUGACGAGUCUCCUUUUCCCGUAUCGAGCGUAGAUAGUAAUCGGUCGUGGAACUGGACGAAUCGAGAACAGUCUAGUGAGAGUGCAUCAUCCGCGGAUAGCCAGCCCGACCAGCAGACGAACUCGAAUUCGAACCCCAAUGGACCGAUCAAAUCUGAGGAUCAAGGGCCUCAAUCCAAACAGACACGCGGAAGCAGCCCAGACAACUCAGCAACGGAAGAAGGGUCUGUCCAGCCGCAUUCCGAGUUUCUUCUUGUAGAUGACAACUCGAUUAAUCUGAAGAUUCUCUCCGCCUAUAUGAAGAGAUUGCACAGAAAUUAUCGCACGGCUGUGAACGGCUUCGAGGCUCUGAAGACGUUCCAGUUGAACCCAGAGAGAUUUUGCUGCGUCCUAAUGGAUAUCAAUAUGCCAAUAAUGGACGGUCUUGAAGCGACGCGACUCAUCCGCAAAUUUGAGAGGGAAUAUCACCUUAAGCCUGUCACCAUCAUCGCUAUUACUGGUCUCGCAACAGAUGGCGCUAGAGAUGAGGCGUUUGCCAGUGGCCUUGAUGUCUUCCUGACACGACCAGUCAGUUUGGGUCAACUUAUACCAGUACUUGAAGAGAGGGGUGUUAAUGAGGCGAAGGCCAGAAUAAAGGUGUAAAAGUAAGGUAUUUACGGGAGGAGUGAAUUCUUUCAAUGAGUGUACCACCACUCAGGCUUUCUAUCCAUACCCCAUACCGGUGUUCCAUACGGGGCCUCAUGGAAUAUGGAAUCUGGAAUUGUCGCAGGGUAGGCAUGGUCUUCAUGGCCUCAGAAAACAACUGUAUUAGUAAUCUAGCUAUAUGCUUUAAGUAACUCUACGAAAUAGAAUACCCCGCACAAGAAACAACUUAAGAACAAUUAAAAAAAAAA